Messenger RNA from Macroventuria anomochaeta, 201 nucleotides. RefSeq lists its product as uncharacterized. The record is from RefSeq and is a predicted model, not a curated record. The transcript has a single exon. Lineage: Eukaryota; Fungi; Ascomycota; Dothideomycetes; Pleosporales; Didymellaceae. The annotation marks the transcript as partial.
CAGAAGCAGGGGACCUUAACAAAGGGAGAGGGAGAGGAUAUACUUGCUCAAAAGGAGGCCAACCAGCAGAUUGCUUGUGAAGAGCGUCAAGAAGGAGAGCGAUCAGGUCUCAGCCACCAGGCUCUGGCACGCUGCAGCAGGUGCAGAGAGCCUGGGCACAACUUACGUACGUGUAAAAAGGAUACUGUAGAUACUACUUAA